GACUUUGAACCUUUUUGGUCUUGCUCUUUGAACAAAGUUACUAGUUACUAACAGUAACAAUAAGCGAAUAUCACGCGAUUUUGUAAAGUACAAAGCACAGGUUUUGUUAUAAGUUGCGUGUUAUGAUAUUUGAAAAUAGAACAAUAUAAGACUUUAUGUAAAUAAACACUUCUCAAAUCAAAAAUUUCAUUGGUAACAUGAUUUGUUUACAUGUCAUGUGUGACGCGUAAGCAUGUGAUCCACUUAUAUGUGAAUGAGGUUUCUGAAAACGAGGGGAAUUUCUUCCCGAUGUCUGUUCACUUGCCUGAGGAUGUCAGGUCCGUAUCGUGCUCGGUAUGCUAUUCUCUUUGUGCUGUUCUGCGCUAGUACUAUUAUUAUAUACUCCCUGGGAGCCGUGGCUGACAAGAUUUCGGACGUGCAUGUGUAUAUGCAAAGAUAUGUUGACUGUGAAUCGGAUGGUCACUUGCAGUUUAAACUUCUGAAACACGUUGGCUUUGAUACACGAUUGUCAGAUGACCCUGAAGUGUGCAUGAAUGUGACUCAGCUGAUCACCAGUAAAGGUUACCCUUGUGAAGAACACAGAGUUACAACAGAAGAUGGUUAUAUUCUGGGAGUUCAGAGGAUCCCCCGGGGAAGGAAGAAAUAUCCUAUUGUGUCUACCAGACCAGUGGUGUUCCUCCAGCAUGGUCUGCUAGCCUCUGCCACAAACUGGGUCACCAACUUGGCUAAUGAAAGUUUUGGUUUUCUGUUAGCAGACGCAGGCUUUGAUGUGUGGCUCGGGAAUUCAAGGGGAAACACGUACUCAAGAAAUCAUGUUAAGUUGUCUCCUAAAGAAGAUGCAUUCUGGGAAUGGAGUUGGGAUGAAAUGGCAAAGUAUGAUACACCGGCUGUUCUUGAGUACAUCCUAAAGAAGACAGGAAAACAACAGCUCUACUACAUAGGCCAUUCUCAGGGAACACUGCAAGCAUUCACUGCUUUCUCACAAAAUCCAGCACUUGCUAAAAAGGUCAAGCAGUUCUUUGCCAUGGGACCUGUGGCAACCAUAGCACACAUUGAGAGUCCAAUCAAAUAUCUAGCCAUAUUUACAGAUGAGCUUUUGUAUGGUUUGCUUGGGCGCCGAGAUUUCCUUCCAAAUGAUUGGAUAUUCAAGGUACUGGGGAGCACGCUUUGUAAGGAGAAAAUCACAAGCAUCAUAUGUACCAAUGUCAUUUUCCUGCUGGCAGGAUAUGACACCAGCAACCUUAAUACAACACGCCUUCCUGUGUACAUAUCGCAUGCCCCAGCAGGAACUUCUAUGCAAGAUAUGGUCCACUUCGCACAGAUGUCCAGGAGUGGGCUUUUCCAGGCUUAUGACUGGGGGUCACCUGAUAAAAACAGGAUUCAUUAUCACCAGGCCACGCCCCCUGUAUAUAAUGUAUCUACAAUGACCACUCCCACAGUGCUAUACUGGGCCAAGAAUGAUUGGCUGGCUGAUCCCAAGGAUGUCGCAAAUCUGCAGCAGAAAAUAGUCAACUUAAAAGGCAGUUUUGAAUUGAAGUCCUGGAAUCACCUAGAUUUUAUCUGGGGUGUUGAUGCAGCCACUCUCGUCUACAAACCCAUUAUAAAUCUAAUCAUUAAAGAUCUCUACAGCUGAUACAAAUACAUUUAAAGAAACAAAUUUGAAUUUUGAAAAUACAUCUAACUAUUCUAAUUAAUAAUUUCAUUUUACAAAUGACAUUACAUACUCAACAUCUUUUUAAAAUGCUUUGUAUUAUUCAUGUAAUAACGUAUUAUAACGUGAAUGUUUGCCACAGGUAUUUAUGGGUUAUAUUCUGUAAAAACCUGUAAACAGUUGUAAAAAGAUAUUAAAAAUAAAAAUGUCUAAAAGCUAUCGUAUAAUCAAAUACGGAUCUGAUUUAUUUUGACACCUCGCGUACAUAUUUUGUAUAAUAAUGUUAAAUUCAAUAUAUAUGCAGCAAUCUUUGUUGUACUGAUGUAAUGAGCAGGUGCUCUAAUGCAAAAUAUUUUUCACUGACAGAGAUCUGGAUGGUGUGUGUGAAUCACGUUUCUCAUGAUAUUCUAUAAAAGCGUGUGUUCAAUUUCUGAGCGUAUUACAGUGUACAUUAACCUUAUACUACCAGCAAAUACGUGUAUUUUGUUUGCUAUCUAACUACAUGAUCUAAUUUUUGUACAUCAAAUGUUGGGUAGAAGAACAUAGUUUAAUAUGAUUUAUAGGUUUUUUCCUUUAUAUUAUACAUGUAGUAUAAAAGGAUUGGGAAAAAAAACAACUAACAAUAAAAUUUUAAAAUACAGAA
Molecule: messenger RNA, 2294 nt
Organism: Ostrea edulis (European flat oyster)
Lineage: Eukaryota; Metazoa; Mollusca; Bivalvia; Ostreida; Ostreidae
Product: gastric triacylglycerol lipase-like
Exons: 10
Coding region: 254-1633 (459 amino acids)
Molecular function (GO): hydrolase activity, acting on ester bonds
Source: RefSeq, a predicted model, not a curated record